CAAACAAACCAGCAUUAGACUGUGCUUCAUCUCAACAACGCAUCAGUCAGAGUUCAAUUCGAUUUGUAAGAGUAGCAGAGGCCUACUACGCACUUGCGUAGGACGGAAAACAGUUACCUAAGAGUUGGCUUUCGAGUGCGGAGAUAAGCGGCAUUCGGACUUUGGAAUACCUUGACGUGCGAACACCACAGCAACCGGGCUUCGUGAUACUCCAUCAAGUGAACAACACACCAUUACUCUUGGCUUCUAUAAUCAACCUCUUCUCCGACGAUAACCUGAUCUAUAUCGUAUACAGUUCAACUAUAUUUAUUCCACGAACCUCUCCUAGGCCUUCUAACUCCCUUAGCCCACGGCCCGUUGCCUCUACACAAAUCAACGUGAAUGCGACCUUUCACUCCCGCCGGCACGAAGACAUUCCUCCUUCGCCAGGCCAACAUCAUCUCUCCCAUACCACCAAGGACCAUCAUCACCACAACUCGACGACGUCUUCACCUCACAACCAUCAACAAGAUGUCCGCCGAAGCAACCCCCCACCGCAUCAACAUCACCCCCUCCAACAUCGGCCUCUGGUCCAAGUCCCCCACCAUUCACUCUCAACCCCCCACCGCCUACACGCUCCUCUCCGACCUCCUCCAAGCCGACAUGCACGACCACCACGUCUUUUUCAACAAAGACGGCUUCCACAACCACAUCCCUCACCACCUCCUCGCUCUCUACGGGACCUCUGCCCCCUCUGAAGCGCUGCAGAAAGCCUACGACGUUAACGCUUCCUACCAACGCCCUACGUUGCCAGAACACCAGGAAGUCGUGUCCGACUUGAUCCAGAACUGGCGGGACGACGCGGCCAAGUACCUGGGCAAAGAGGAGCACUACCCUGAUUUCCUGGCCUUUUUCAAGCGGGAGAUGGAUUCCCGCGGCGAGGGAAAGUAUGAGCAAGUGGUGAAUGAGUAUUUGUUCGCGGGCACGCCCGAGGCGGAUAACUUGUUGGUGAGGCUGUACAGCGGGUUCUUGCAUCCGCUGAUCCAGCUCAUGUACGGGCUGGAAUGGAAGCAGCCGGCGAUCGUGGCGGAGGGGUUGGCGCAGGCGGCUGUGCAUGGGGAUGAGAUUGGGGGGUAUCUCCUGGGAGCUGAGCAGGCCGCAAAAGCUAGCAGCAAACCGGAUGACGGUAUGGGGAGGGUGGUGGAGGACUUGUUGGAAAGGGGAGUGAGAGGAAACAGAAAAUUGGCGGAAGCGGCGAGGAUGAGUGAUGCGAAUAAAGUCAGGGAUGGAGUGUUGAAGAGGGCCAAAGAGGAGGCGAUCCAGCUGGCGGCCAAGGUGAAGGUGGGAAAGGAAGAGUUGCAGGAGAGGACGGCGGAGAUGUAUGAUUCCGCCGUGUUUAUGGCUAGUGCGGCGGCGUUGGUGAAGAGGAAUACGAAGUUGCCGAGGUUUGAUUUCUUCUUGAUGCACCAUGUCACAUCAGCACCGUUUUUCACGACAGUCAACGCACAAGAUUGGAUAUCACUUGACACCAAGGUCCGUCUUCUCGAGUGGAAGAUCAGGAUGGAUUUGGUUCAGUACGCGGCGCGUGGAGCGCCGGAGUUGUCGCUUGAUGCUAUUACUUCUUAUCAGCCUAAGGAGAAGAAGACAAGUGGGACUCCUGAAGAAAUCAUUUCCAACCUGCAUUUCUUUGAGGACGAUGGUCAUAGCAUCAAGCUUGCCCGAGCUGCACGUAUUUGCCAGCUCUAUUAUCAAACAAGAGAUGACGAUUACUGGAACAAGGUCUACCACCUGAUUGUCGACUCGGUCCUCGCACCAGGACCAAACUGGGUACGUAGCUGUGGGUUCGAUGAGGCAUGGGAGGAUAUUCCCAAUGUCGAGUAAAAGGCAUCUAGCAAUCCACAAAUGUUGGACUAAGGGGGUAUGGCAUUGCUUUCACACAGUUUCGCAUGGCGUUGUAGUUGUAUCCCAAAACCCCUAUUUUCUCUAUUGCCAUGAAUUGGUAUCAAAAUCAUCUGUACAAGUUAUAAACUAGAAUGCCGGUUGACAAACAUUUUCCGUAUCAG
Neurospora crassa OR74A is the source of this 2042-nucleotide messenger RNA. RefSeq lists its product as hypothetical. The transcript has 3 exons. The coding region runs from base 382 to 1860 and encodes 492 amino acids. The record is from RefSeq and is a predicted model, not a curated record. NCBI's taxonomy places the organism in Eukaryota, Fungi, Ascomycota, Sordariomycetes, Sordariales, Sordariaceae. Gene Ontology annotation, molecular function: oxidoreductase activity.